AUGGCAGCUGUCGAGCUAUCGCUUGAAGAGAGAGUUUCCCUGCUCUAUCUACUGUGGAGAGCAGAGCAGCGGGGGAAAAGACGUCCUUGCCUUCACCACUUGCUCCAGGAGCUGCGCCUGGAUGACGGCCGAUUUCAGCGAUAUCACCGUCUUUCACUCGGCCAGUUUGAGGACCUGCUGUCCCGCGUCGGUCCCAGAGUCGCCCGCCUGGACACCAACUACAGGCGCUCAAUUCCACCUGCAGAGCGCCUGUCCAUCUGCCUGAGGUUCCUUGCCACCGGGGACUCCUUCAGGACCAUUGUGUUCAGUUUUCGAGUUGGUGUGUCUACCGUGAGCCAGAUCAUCCCCCAGGUAGCGACAGCCAUCUGGGACUGUCUAGUGGAUGAUUUCAUGGCUGUUCCUUCACCAGGAGACUGGCAGUCCAUUGCAGAGGAAUUCCAGGAGCGCUGGCACUUCCCUCUCUGCUGUGGAGCUCUGGAUGGGAAGCACGUCCAGACGAAGGCACCCCCCAACUCAGGAUCCAUGUUCCACAACUACAAGGGAACAUUCUCCAUUGUUCUCCUUGCGGUUGUGGAUGCAAGGUAUCGCUUCCGAGUUAUUGAUGUUGGGGGGUACGGGAGGACCAGCGACGGGGGUAUUCUGGCCAACUCCACCUUUUGUCAGGCUCUUCAGGCCGGGACUCUCCAUCUGCCUCCUGACCAGCCUCUACCUGGUGGAGAACACCGUGGAGCCCAGCCCCAUGUGUUUGUGGCUGAUGAAGCGUUCCCGCUGCGGCGUGAGCUCAUGAGGCCUUUCCCUGGACACCUCCUCCCUUUAGAGAAGAGGAUUUUUAACUAUCGCCUUUCCAGGGCCAGGAUGAUAGUGGAGGGUGCCUUUGGUGUCCUCUCCUCACAGUGGAGGAUGUAUCGGCACUCCAUGGAACUCCGUCCUGAAAUUGCAGAGAAGUGUGUGAAGGCAACGUGUGUUCUCCACAAUUUUCUGCGCUGUUUGGACGAGAGAGGGGCACCUGCUGUGAGGAGUGUGGCACCUGCUGUGGUGGAGCCGUUGCAAAGCCUGGGCCGUGUAGCAGCAAACAACUCCUCCAGAGAGGCUGUCCUGGUGAGGGAGAAGUUCAUGGCCCACUUCUCGGCGGAGGGAGCUGUGACUUGGCAGCCAAAGGAGUAACCUUGUUUGAAGUCUGAGUGACUUCCCCACAACGGCUCUUUUAAGAGCCACCCACAAACCUGUAAAGAGUGU
This is a messenger RNA of Oreochromis niloticus (Nile tilapia), 1236 nucleotides long. Its product is annotated as protein ANTAGONIST OF LIKE HETEROCHROMATIN PROTEIN 1-like. Bases 1 to 1164 code for a protein of 387 amino acids. The transcript has 3 exons. NCBI's taxonomy places the organism in Eukaryota, Metazoa, Chordata, Actinopteri, Cichliformes, Cichlidae. The record is from RefSeq and is a predicted model, not a curated record.